UAUACACAGUCAUAAAUCCCUUAUUCCAAAACAAACUCAUUUAACACGGUACACACGCGGUAAAAACCACACUGUUUCCGUGGUCGCUCUGUUUGGUGAAUAAUAUUAAAUUUACCCAUCAUACCCGCACAACAAGUGUGUCGGUAAUACCACUUGAAAUUUCCGUUAUAUUUCGUUCAUUUGUCAGCCGGACGGAUGACUGAAGAUAAGAACCUCACUCCGUUUUCGAUAGCGGAUAUACUGAAAGCCGACCACAAUGUCGAGCAAACGAAAAACACCGGCGGAGCAUUGGACAUGACCAGCAAAAAAUGUUUUCUAAAAAAAGAUGAUUCUAAGUACCAAGAUACUGAGUACCGGAGGAGAAUCGAACUGUUGAGCAGUGGCGACUUUGUGUUCAACCGUGCGGAUGAUCACCAGAACGCUCUGUCUAGGUUUUUGCGCAAGCACAACGGUGAAAGGCCUUUACAGAUUCAACAGCGUAAGAAACGUUCAAGGGCGGCUUUCUCGCAUUCUCAGGUGUUCGAAUUGGAACGUCGGUUUAACCAACAGCGAUACCUCUCCGGGCCAGAACGCGCGGAUCUGGCCCACUCAUUAAAGCUGACCGAGACGCAAGUGAAGAUAUGGUUCCAAAACCGUCGGUAUAAGACCAAGCGUAAGCAGUUGCAGGCACCCGUUGACCGGUCGCCCACCAGUUCACCGCCCAAGAGGGUGGCCGUCAAGGUGUUGGUCCGAGACAACCGCGGCGCCCCGCCGGCGUCGAAAAACAGAGACCACAGCAAACCGGCCGCUUAUAAUUCCAAGCCAAUGGCGACCGCGGCCACGUUGAUAGCACCAAGCGCGACUGACUACUACAACGGCGGGCGCGAUAACCCGCCGCAUGGAUACCACGCGGCCGCUGCCGCUUUUAUACCGGGAUUGCACGUGCAUCUGCCGGCCGCGCCUUACUACGGAUGUUACCAGUAUCGGCCGGUCAUGGCGGCCGCAGCGUACCUCAGGGAAGUUCCCGGUGUUCGAGUGUCGUCCACCACGACGGACGAACAGGAAUCCUCGGACGACAGCGAGAGUACAAUUAACGUUAUCGACGAAUGUCCGACGUCCACAACGGCAUCGGAAUAA
Messenger RNA from Adelges cooleyi (spruce gall adelgid), 1116 nucleotides. RefSeq names its product homeobox protein Nkx-2.5-like. The record is from RefSeq and is a predicted model, not a curated record. Gene Ontology annotation, biological process: cell differentiation; regulation of transcription by RNA polymerase II. Bases 196 to 1116 code for a protein of 306 amino acids. Gene Ontology annotation, molecular function: DNA-binding transcription factor activity, RNA polymerase II-specific; RNA polymerase II cis-regulatory region sequence-specific DNA binding. The transcript is spliced from 3 exons. Gene Ontology annotation, cellular component: nucleus. Lineage: Eukaryota; Metazoa; Arthropoda; Insecta; Hemiptera; Adelgidae.